Molecule: messenger RNA, 1712 nt
Organism: Exserohilum turcica Et28A
Lineage: Eukaryota; Fungi; Ascomycota; Dothideomycetes; Pleosporales; Pleosporaceae
Exons: 1
Coding region: 208-1425 (405 amino acids)
Molecular function (GO): chloride channel activity
Source: RefSeq, a predicted model, not a curated record
CCCACCACUCACCACCACGCGCCCUCUCCAGCACCACCACCACCAGCACGCCCGUUGGCCCAUUGCGGGGAAAGCACGGAUGCAGCGUCGAUCGGGGGUCCGUAGCCGGCGUGUCUGAGAGAUAGUAGCAGUAGUCUCAGUUGCUGUGUGACCCCAAGCCUUCCCGCCCUCGCCCAUCCUCUCUCCCCUCAACACCACCGCCCAACAAUGUCGACGCCAGAAUUUCCCACGCGCCGCCCAACCUACCCCCUCGCCCAUGCCUUCCGCCGCAAGCCCAGGCGCAUCCCGCUGGUGCUCCGCUUCUCCAAGGGCGCCGUGCACGACAUCAUCCUCCUGCCCGUCGUCCUGCACUCGCUAUGGACCGUCCUCAUCGUCUACAUUGACACGCGCUAUGUCGACUCGAUCAGCAUCCCCGCCACCAUCAUCCCCUCGCUCUCCAUCGUCGUCGGCCUGAUGCUCGUCUUCCGCAACAGCACCGGCUACGACCGCUUCUGGACGGGCCGCAACUGCCUCACCACCAUCAACACCUCUGUGCGCAACCUCGCCCGCAUAUGCCUCGUCAACUCGCGCGACAAGGACGGCGACGCCACCGACGAGCAGAAGCGAGACACGGAACGCAUCGUCCGCGUGCUCAUUGCCAUUCUCUACUCGAUCAAGCACAACCUCCGUGCCGAGUUCAACAUUCCCCCCGCCAGUCUGGCCUCGCUCCCCCCGCAACCCAGCGUCUACCCCCAGCGCUCGCGGCCCGUGUCCCGCCGCCCCAGCUACAUUGACCGCACAGCGAGCUUUGGCACGCUGUCGUUCCCCUCGAGCAACGCAGCCAGCACCUCGACGACGCCGCUGCUCAGCCAGUCCGGUGCCACGCUCGAAAACGGCGACGGCACCCUGCCCACGCAAAAGGCCGAAUACGUGUCUCUGCUUCCCGAGGGCCUCAUGGGCUACGAAGACCAGGGCCUCGGCCUGCCCCUCCAGCUCACCAUCCUCAUCGAAGGCUACAUCCGCCGCGGCACCGACCGCGGCUGGUUCCAUCCCCCGCUCUCGUCGCAAAUGACAUGCCAGGUCAACUCGCUCGUCGACGCCUACGGCCGCAUGGAAACCAUCCACUCGACCCCCAUCCCCGUCGCACACCUCAUCCACCAAAAACAAGUCCUCGCCCUCUACGGCUGCGUCCUCCCCUUUGCCAUUGUCGACGACUAUCGCUGGUGGAGCGUCCUCGUCGUCGCCAUUGUCACCUUUACUCUAUACGGCAUCGAGGGUAUCGGAGUCCAGCUCGAGGACCCCUUUGGCUACGACAAGAACGAUAUCAAAAUGGAUGGCAUCAUCGAGGACACACGACAGGAAAUCAUGGUGUUGCUGGAGGAGUGGAAGGCAAGUCACGAGGGGAAAGCCAUGGGCGGCAUGUUUGAAUGUGGGCUACAGUAUUAGCCAGUUCCCAUAUCGAGCCGUUGUGCAUGUUGAGUGGGUGGGGGUGAGUGGGGCAACGAGGUGGGUUUUGGAAUAUCGAAGGAGUCGUGGUGCGGGGCAGACGGGGUGGACGGGUGGAGGAGGGGGCGGGCGGAGUGGGAGAGGGGGAGGAGGUAAAUGCGGGGGUAAGAAGCGAGGGGGGAAACGUUGACGAUGAUGAUGAUGAUGAUGGAUAUAGAAACAGUUGACCUGAUCUGAUCUGAUGUUGAUGAUAUGAAUCAAGGAUAAACAAUUGAACAAAUCAAUCA